Messenger RNA from Leucoraja erinaceus (little skate), 2609 nucleotides. RefSeq names its product HERV-H LTR-associating protein 1. The coding region runs from base 685 to 1728 and encodes 347 amino acids. The transcript has 14 exons. The record is from RefSeq and is a predicted model, not a curated record. Lineage: Eukaryota; Metazoa; Chordata; Chondrichthyes; Rajiformes; Rajidae.
UGCUUCCACAGCCUUCUGUGGCAAAGAAUUCCACAGAUUCACCACCCUCUGACUAAAGAAAUUCCUUCUCAUCUCCUUCCUAACACAAUGUCCUUUUAUUCCGAGGCUGUGACCUCUCAUCCUAGACUCUUCCACUAGUGGAAACAUCCUCUCCGCAUCCACUCUAUCCAAGCCUUUCACUAUUCUUGUUAUAUAUCCCAGAGUUUUUCCAAGAAUUAGUAACUUUUAAAGCAGAACAUGCUCUUGUUUGAUAUUGGCAGAGGCUACGUUUCCUGUCUGUAAAAUUAUUAAGUGGCCAUUAGCUUGUCCAAUAUUUGCUGUCACAAUAUUAAUUUGAUCAUCUUUCGUUGCUGUCAGUAGUUAAAGUGAUGAAGCUAACCGAGAUCUCGGCUGAGAUUAACACGUAUUUCCAAGCCAGACUGAUUUUGGUGAUUUGAUCCAGCACAUACCGCAGAGACUUGCUUCAUGGAUGAUCUAAUUUCAAAUACCUGAGCAGUGAGAGAAAUAACCUGCAAAUUCAAAACAGUUUGGAUCAGUGGGAUCAGUGGCUCAAAUUCAUUGCCACUUAACUUUUAGAGAUACUUCAUAAAACUCACACUUUGGAUUAUUUUUGCAGAUGGUGCCUUUGGAAUAGCAUUUUGAAAACAAGAAACUUUCAGCAUAGGAAAGUGGGAGAUAUACAAAAUGCAGGAAUUCAGAAGAAGUCUAUGUGUUAGACUGUGUGUGGGACUAAUUGGGUUCAUUCUCUUCAUCAGUAUAGCUUCAAAGAACCAGAGAGAAAAUGUUUGGUGGAAAAAAGCCCUGUUAAUGUCAACAGAAUUACCUGUUGCAUCUCUUGACCCUGGUGCCAUUGAUCUGACUGAAUUAGUCAAUAAAAUGAUCAAUACAACACUUGAAGGAAAUCAACAGUUCUUCUCAUUGCUGGGCGUCACUUCCCAUAGUUCCCUUGCACUCCAUAAAGUGUCCAUUCUCAUUUAUGACAUCUCAAGCUUCUGGAAAAUUGAUUCAUCUGUUUUCCCAUUGAAGUACUGCUACUGCUUAAACAACAGGACAAAUGACUUGACAGAUUUCACUGCUGUUGUGGUUGACUUUGUGGGAAAUACCACCAGUUUCUUCAAGGAGAUUUUUAAGUCUAACUCCAUUCUCUAUGUGAGCAAAAAUGAAACAGACUGCAUUUUCAUCUGUGUAAUGGCUGGCGUUCUGGACAGGGAUAUGACUUCACUGUGGUUUUCUGAUUCAAUGCAACCAGUUAUAAAUGAAACAUUUUACAACAGAAAACCGACUACAACUGCGUCUACCACUGUUUCGACAUUGAUCACACCAGCUACAGAAGGUCUCAGAAGGACGAAGUCAACCACAUUACAGGCACAGCCACCCACAGGAUCUCCAAAAUAUGAGGCUCGGGCUACUCCAAGCAUUACCAUUGGACAAGUGCAUUCAAACUGCAGAGGUGUUCCCAGGCACAAAGAGGAAGAAAAGCCCAUUGUGGGUGUACAAACUAUUAAUCGAUGCGUUCUGGAACUUUGCCGAUUCUUUCAACGAUGCCUUUGCAAAAUGAAGAGAAGAAUUCAAACAAAGAGAACGGCCUUAAUGUACUGCACUGAUUACUACUCCUGGUACCAGGCACAAAAAAAUAACAUCUGUAAGAUCACAAAGGGCUUUUCUUCCCUGAGAUCUUUGAUGAAGAUAUGCCUGUCAAAGAUCUGCAAAUCAACCCGACUGUCAUAAAUUAAGAACAGAAAUGUUUUCAUGGAACGAUCAGUCAUUUCUGUAUCUAUUCACAAUAAUUCAUUCUUAUAUUAUUAUGAUUGCUGCACAAAGUGAUUCAGUAAAAAUGAUGGGUAGAUAAUAUAAGCACACUGAUUAAUGAAUCAUAACCAAAAUGUUCUGUAUUAAUACAUUAAAUGUUACUGACAUUCUUGAGAAAAAUGUUUGGACUCCUGAAAACUGGAUUUUCUUGUAUUGUUCUUUUAACUCUUCAAUGAAGGCACACUAAUACUAUUCUACCCGUUUCUUUGCUUGGAUAUGUCUAUCGUAAUUUACUGGAUGGUAUGGAUCACUGCCCUGCCAACUGAAGGGAGUAGCUACAAGGUUUUAUUUCUCAUGGGAUCUGGGGAAAAUAUUAUCAGUCAGUUGGCAUGAAUUUUUACAUCUACCCAAUCAUUAUCAGUAUGCAACGGUUCAUUUAAAAUACCAUUGGGCGGAACAUUGCAACAGCUGAUAGAGCUGGUGCCUCAUAGUGCCAGAGACCCUGACUCGAUCCUCACUACGGGUGCUGUCUAUGUGGAGUCUGCACGUUCUCCCUUUGACCGUGUGGGAUUCCUCCGGUUGCCCUGGUUUCUUUCCACAUUCCAAAGCCACGCGGGUUUACAGGUUAAUUGGUCUCUGUGAAUUUCCUGCAGUGUGUGGGGAGUGGAUGCGAAAGUGUGAUAAUAUAGAAUCAGUGUGUAUGUGUGAUCAAUGGUUGGUGUAGAUUCAGUGAGUAUGUGUGAUCAAUGGUUGGUGUAGAUUCAGUGAGUAUGGGUGAUCAAUGGUUGGUGUAGAUUCAGUGAGCAUGGGUGAUCAAUGGUUUGUGUAGAUUCAGUGGGCCGAAGAACCUGUUUCCAUGC